This is a messenger RNA of Ramularia collo-cygni, 1083 nucleotides long. Its product is annotated as related to ribosomal protein S15. Bases 1 to 1083 code for a protein of 360 amino acids. Gene Ontology annotation, molecular function: structural constituent of ribosome. The transcript is spliced from 2 exons. Gene Ontology annotation, biological process: translation. The record is from RefSeq and is a predicted model, not a curated record. Gene Ontology annotation, cellular component: ribosome. Lineage: Eukaryota; Fungi; Ascomycota; Dothideomycetes; Mycosphaerellales; Mycosphaerellaceae.
AUGCCGCCCAGAAUACCCGUCGCGCAAUGCCUACGGGUGCAGAGUGCAUCAUCACGCGCCUUCUCCUCAACAUCCCGAUCGAAUGCCUCGACAGUGGCGCAAAAGAGAAAGCACCGAGAUCCAUACGCAAUUGCCCAGGCGAAUGCAAAGAAAGCUGCGAAWCUGAGUCGACAAGAGGUACUGCGGGUGGAAAGGGCGGGAAACCUGGGAGAUCCUAUUCGAGGCACGACGACCCCAUUUGUACAAUCAUUUGACACGGCCACUCCCCCGACCGAAUCAUCGAAAUCAUCCACCACCGACAAUGACAAUCACCUCAACUUCUAUCUCAGCAAAGAUGAACUGGAGCAGGGCGUCGAGCACAGCAAAUGGCUGACCCAUCCCCUUCCCGAGGACCUAUCUUCCACAUCCUCACAGCCCCUCGACAUCUCCCUCGACAUCUCUCCCGAAGAAACUAACCUAACAUCUCCCACCGACUACUCCGACGCCAGCAAACAGAGACUCCCCCCGGACGUGGCCAACAGCUUCAAAGACAUAUUGUCCAGCUUCUCCAACGAGUCGGACGCCCAAAAAAAGGAAUGGGAAGAAACCAACCGCAGCAUUCUCACAGACCUCACGCCCGAAGAACGCUCCAAGAUUCUGGAAGAAGAACACAACACCGCUCAAGAAGCCCUCCGCCGCAUCUCMUCCCUCUCAUUAUCCUCCUCCGCCGACCGUCUCCGCAUCAACAAACAACGCUGUAUUGACGUUUUUGGGAGACACAAUACCGACCACUCCCUCCCACCCAAACCCGCUGCCGCUAACCCUCAUGUCUUGCAAAAGGGUGAGCGCGUAGGUCCAGAUACGGGGAGCUCGGAGGUUCAGGUGGCAAUUCUGACGGCCAAGAUUCGAUCUCUGGCCGAUUUCUUGGAGACUAGAGGCACGACGGACAAACACGGCAAGAGAGAUUUGCGAUUGUUGGUGCAUCGACGGGCCAAGCUGUUGAAGUAUUUGAGGAAGAAGGAGAGGGGUGGGCCGAGAUGGCAGCAUCUUGUCGAGACGCUGGGAUUGACGGAUGGGACGUGGAAGGGGGAGAUUACGCUGUAG